Molecule: messenger RNA, 1287 nt
Organism: Priceomyces carsonii
Lineage: Eukaryota; Fungi; Ascomycota; Pichiomycetes; Serinales; Debaryomycetaceae
Exons: 1
Coding region: 1-1287 (428 amino acids)
Source: RefSeq, a predicted model, not a curated record
AUGUUCACCAAGGCAGAUAUUAAGAUCCAGGUCGAUGAUUCAGCUGUCUUUCGACCGCAUGAUAUCAUUAAAGGUUCUGUUUUAGUCAAUGCUAAGAAGGAUUUCAAUAUCCGAUCUUUGACUAUCAAUUUUUCAGUUGAUUUGUAUACUACUUUCAUUGAAGUGAUUGUGGAAAAGAUAUGGAUAGAUGGUCAAAUAAGAACUAGAACUAGAAGAGUAAGGCAUACUGAAAAGCACAAUUUGCUUGCUUGCCAACUUGAAUUAGGCUCAUCGUUGCAAAUUGAAAAAUUAAGUAAAGAUCAACAUCAAGAAUAUCGAUUCGAAUUCACAUUUCCUGAAAUCGUAUCUUGCUCUACAUGUGGAAGGCAAACAAUACUACCACCAUCUUUAGAGCAUAUGGAGCAAAAUUCUUUUAUUUUACAAUCUACUUAUCAGUUAGAAGCUACUCUUGUUCCAGAUUCACGAAUUGGUGGUAACUCACAGGCUCGCAAAUCAUUGAAAUUUUUACCGAAUGGAUAUGGUAAUGCAAACCCUGGCCCGGAUGUCAUUCAUGUAGAUGGCAUUGUCUGGAAGGAGAAAGUCAAAAAGUUUGUAGACGAGCAUUAUGAUGAACUUUAUAAUAGUGACCCUGAGGCAGUGAGAGAAAAAGUCGAUACCAGCAAAGCCAUCCCGAAUCCGUUACAAAAAUCUCAUUCAAAAACAAGGUCUAUACGAAAGUUUUUUGAUAAUAAGUAUAAAAAGGAAACGCAUGGCAAGUUAGUUUCUGAUGUGAAAUUAGAAGUGAGUGCAAUAUCUCCUUCAAGUAUAAGACUACAAGAAGAUAUCACUGAGAGGCUUCGAUUUUUAAUUCGAACCAAAAUUGAAGACUUGAGGCCAGAUUUCAUACUCUAUUGUAACGAAUCAUCGCAAUUGGGUUCUUUUGCUAUCACGGGUUUUGCCAUGUCUGUCGUAACGAAGUAUUUCGUUCUGGCUAAUGGAUUUAAGGGCGAACUAUCUAGUUCACGUCUUGUUUCAAGAAAAAAGCUCGGAUAUGGUUUGGCUUUUGAUAUUGUUGACUUCCUUCCGAACCUCGACGAUCCGUCGAUAAGGGAAUGGGAAAUACCUGCUGGAAAACUCUUUGAUGAGGAGCACGUCAAAUUGAUAAGUUUUCUAAGUAGUCCGGACUAUGUUAGCGCAUGCGGAUCGCUUAAUAUUAGUCACUUAUUGGAUUUUGAACUAUUGAUUGCUUCAGACCUAGAGGCGACUCCAAAAAGGUUUAAGUUUUCACUUCCUUCUCAUCUCAUUUAA